Messenger RNA from Apiotrichum porosum, 1719 nucleotides. RefSeq lists its product as uncharacterized. Gene Ontology annotation, molecular function: beta-galactosidase activity. Gene Ontology annotation, biological process: carbohydrate metabolic process. Gene Ontology annotation, cellular component: beta-galactosidase complex. Bases 1 to 1719 code for a protein of 572 amino acids. The transcript is spliced from 2 exons. The record is from RefSeq and is a predicted model, not a curated record. Lineage: Eukaryota; Fungi; Basidiomycota; Tremellomycetes; Trichosporonales; Trichosporonaceae.
AUGACCGUCGCCGCUACCGCGCCCUCACACCCGCACCUCGAGCAGCUCCGCCCGGGCGUGCACCAGCUCGUCGUUGAUGGCAAGCCCUUCCUCAUGCGCUCUGGCGAGCUGAACAACUCGUCCAUGAGCUCGGCCGAGUUUAUGCGCGACGUCUGGCCCAAGAUGCAGCGCGAGAGCGUCAACACGCUCCUCGGCGGCGUGCACUGGGACCAGAUCGAGCCUGUCGAGGGCCAGUUUGAUUUCUCAGAGCUCGACCAGGUUAUCGUCGAUGCCCGCGCGCACGGCAUCCGACUGGUGUUGCUGUGGUUUGCGUCGUUUAAGAAUGGUUCGUCCGAGUACGCCCCCGGUUGGGUCAAGACCGACUCGAAGCGCUUCCCGCGCCAAAAGGUCAAGAACGCAGACGGAAAGGUGACGACGGCCAACUAUCUCUCAGUGUGCGACCCCAAGCACACUGGUCGCGACGCCGACGCCAAGGCGUUCAAGCGCCUGAUGGAGCACGUGCGCGAAGUGGACGGCGCGCACGGCACGGUCAUCAUGGUGCAGGUCGAGAACGAGACUGGUCUUCUCGGCGACUCGCGCGACCGCAGCGCCAUCGCCGAUGGCCUCUUCGAGGCCGCCGUCCCCGCCGACCUGGUGGAGGUCUUUGCGACGCGAUGGGACAGCUUCAACGAGACGAUCCGCUCGACGUUUACCAAGCAGCAGGCCUCGGGCUCUAUCAAGGCCUCGGCGACCUGGGAGGAGGCGUUCGGCUCGAGCAAGUCGACCGACGAGUUGUUCCAGGCCUACCACUACUCCAAGUAUGUCAACGCCGUCGCUGCCGCGGGCAAGGCGGUGUACCCCAUUCCACACUACACCAACGCGUGGCUCCGCAACAUCCCCGACGGCGCUGCCGUGGAGGGCGCGACCGUUGUGGGCUUUGGCGGCAUCUUCCCCGGCGCCUACCCAUCAGGCGGCCCCGUCGAGACUGUGAUGGACAUCUGGAUGGAGUUUGCGCCAGCGCUCGACUUCCUCGCCCCCGACAUCUACAUGGACGGCUACGAUACCACCCUGGCACUGUACACACAUCGCGCCCAGCCGCUGUUCGUUCCCGAGCAGCGCCGCGACACGUUUGGCGCCAUCCGCGUGUGGUCUGCGAUCGGCAAAUACGGCGCGCUGGGCGCGACGCCGUUCGCCAUCGACUGCGCCGAGCCCGAGGACUCGCCGUACACCGAGCACUACGCGCUGCUCAAGCAGGCCGCGCCGCACAUCUUGCAGGCGCGCAUUGAGGGACGCCAGAUCUCCGGGUUCCACUUUGAUGCCUUCGAGAAGGGCAGCACCGACCCGUCACCAGCCCGCACGCUCGUGUUUGGCGAGUGGGAGCUGCUUGUCGAGCGCGCAAUGGUGUUCGGCCACCCCGCCGAGGCGUACGGCAUCAUCAUCCAGGCCGCCGAAUCGAACAAGUUCCUCUUCAUCGGCGCCGGAUUCCAGGUUACGUUCAAGUCGACGAACAAGGACGCAACUUACACCGGCAUCCUGACGUGUGACGAGAAGGUGGUCGUCGACGACGAGACGGGCGAGCUCCGCACCGGUCGGAUGCUGAACGGCGACGAGACCCAGCAGGGCAUGAAGGUUAUCAUGCCCAGUAAGGAGAUUGACUUUGGGGACUACUGGUUCAUCGCCAUGACAGUGCCCGCGAGGACACGUAUUGCCGAGUGCAGCGUGUACGCGUUGUAUGACUAG